UCAAGGUUUCAAGUUUCAGAGACUAUUUCAGAGACUACUUUUUUUGUUAUUGUUGUUGUUGUUGUUGUUGGGGUUUUUUUUAAAGAAAAAUCAACUAUGUUUCCAAAUGGGACAGAGAGACCGUGUGUCCUGUCUGUACCAACAUGGGGGAAAAUGUCAUGGAGAAACACUUUUCCCUUUUAACAGCACACAUCAGCAGGGUCAACCUAUAUCGACCUGGUGUAAAUCCCUCCCUCCGUGUGUCCCGCUGUGACCGGAGCCAGACCACCAGCUCCACUGAAACGCAAUAUGCAACGAUGAUUAAUGAGACGUUUCGGUUUUAUUCUGGAUGAAAUCUCGACCUGAAAUUUCUGCAGAGAAAAAGAAUCAGGGCAUUAUGAAACGUCUUCUCGUGGGUGUGUGUUGUUUUUUUUUUUUUUACUCUCUUCCUCCCUCCCACUCUCUUUUCUCGGCUGUUUCACUGACUGAGCAUGUGUUUUUCAUUAUCAGUGUGAGAUUAGAGCUGUGGCGUUGCUGCUGUAGUCUGCUCUCUCUAUAUCACCUCUGAUGUGGUCACCUCUGGACCUCAGCAUGUGUGUGUGUGUGUGUGUGUGUGUGGUGGGACUCUAACCAGCGUACAUCCGGUCCCCGGUGUGGUGAUGUCACCAGUGCAACAGCUUGAAAUCUGUAAACACGUCUGCUUUCCUCCUCUCUCUCUGGAGCUCAGAGUGCAGCGUGGAGGAAAUGUUCAAGUUAAAACAGGCUUGUUUAAAAAAUAAUAUAUGGUGAAAAGGAAAUGACCCUUUGGAUCCCCUUAUCUAGUACUUCUGCACAACACAAAAGCAGACGCUUUUAUCCGAUGACGCAGGAUCUGAUCCGAGUACAUACAGUACGUAUAUAAUGAUAAUGAUAAUGAUUCUUUAUUGGUCACAUAUACAGUAGAGCACAGUGAAAUUGUUUUCUUCGCAUGUCAGGAAGUUGGGGUCAGAGCGCAGGGUCUCACACACACACACAUGCGGCGCCCCCUGGAGCAGAGAGGGUUAAGGGCCUUGCUCAAGGGCCCAACAGUGGCAGCUUGGCAAUGCUGGGGCUUGAACCCCCCGACCUUCCAAUCAGUAACCCAGAGCCUUAACCAUUAAGCCACCACUGCCCCAAUGUAUAUAUGAGCGACUAAAGGUUAAAGGUCUUACCCAAGGGCCCCAAAGAGAGUCUCAGGUUCCACAAGCAUGGAGCCAGUGCUGGUUCACUGAACCCGCAAAUCUUUUUUUUUCCUCUCUCUUUCUUUCUUUUAGAAUCCAUAAUAAUUCUACGCACUUUAAAACCUGAGCCAGUAUGUUAUUAGACAUGGGAGUUUCACUGACAGGGGUCAGGGAGGCGACCCUGGAGUCUCCUUACACAAACGCUAAAUGAACAUCUCGCAGAAAACGUCGUCGUUUUCAUCAACGACUGUAUCAUUUCAUUUGUUAAACAGCAGCAGGGAUUUUUUUUUCUGUUUAUUUUAAGUAUUACAUUAUCUGACGCAUCCUGUGUACGUUGUUAAUAAGGUAUUAGAACGAGUGCAUUGAUAUAUACCUGCGAUUUGCCUUGCAGCUGGAACUACAGUCAGAGCAACGGUUGUAGAAACCCAAUCAACACCUACUGACCAAUCAGAAUGGAGAAUUCAGUGCUGAGGAAUAAAAGUGUUACUUGUCCGUUUCUGAAUGUAUAAUUACAUGAUUAUAGUGUUAAUGAAAGUAUAAAAUGGGCGGUGAGGUUAAACUGUGUGUGUGUGUGUGUGUGUGUGUGUGUGUGUGUGUGUGUGUGUGUUUGUUAACGAGUGCCCUGGGGAUACAGACAUGGAGGAUCAAACAACCAGCUUUUAUUAUUCACAGGAGGAAGCCGUACCUAAAUGCUGAGCGUGGAGAAAACCAAAGAUUUAUUUGUUUGUUUAUUUAUUUAUUUAUUUAAGGAAGAGGAAAAAGGUACACAGAGAAGAUGAGAGCCUGCAGCUGAAAAUGGCUUCCUCUUCCUUAUUAUGCAUGCGAUAGCUGUGUUAAGGGACAGGGUUAUGUGUGUGUGUGUGUGUGUGUGUGUGUGUCUGUGUUUGUUAAUAUCCUAAACGUCCCAAUUGAUCUUAAUCCAGGCAUAAGUGACUCAUCGGGGAUGAAGGGAUGUUUGUAAUACGAGGUGUGAGACAUCAGGAAUAAAUAUCAGGAAUACGAGGAACCUGCACAGGCCACAUGCGAAACAAUCUGAAUAGGUUCUGCAGAUGUGGCUGUAACACUUGCGUAACACUGAAAUGUUCCUGUUCAGGCACGCAAAAUCCUCUCGUCCUUUCUCACACUAGUCCAACCCCCUCACCCCCACACCCCACCCCCUUCACUCCCCAGCUCACACCCCUCUCAGUACUUACUCUGAAGGUUACUUUGGACAGAAGCUCAGACAGCAAGACAGACAGGAGGAAACAGGAAGAACAGAGAGAUAGAGGAUGGGACAGAGCUGGGGAGGUGUAGAAAGUUGGAGAAAGAGGUAUGAAGACAGAAAGAAGAAACAAAAUAGUAACUGUGAGAUGGAUAGAGUAGGAGGGAAGGAGGAUUGUGGUGAGGGAGCGAGUGGAGAAAAAGCAAGGGAGAGAGAGAGAUAGAGAGAGAGAGAUAGAGAGAGGGGGAAAGUAGAGAAAGACAGAGAGCUGGAGAAAAACAGAGGGGAAAGUAGAGAAAGACUCUACGUGUAUAUGUGAACUGUAUGAGGGGGAAAUAGAGAGUUCGAGAUAGAGGGAUAAAGAGAGAGGAAAGUGAGAACGAGAGAGAGAAGAAUGAAAAGCGUAAGAGUGAGAUGGAGAGAGUGAGAAAGAAGUAAGGAGGAGGAAAAGAGAAAAAAAAAGAGAAGAGAGGGGAAGAAAGCGCAAGAGAUUGAGGUGGGGUAAAGAGAUAAAGAAUGUGAGGAAGAGCCAUGAGAAAGAAAGAUUAAGACAGAUAGUAAGAGCGAAAUAAGGGCAGAGGGAGGGAGGGAGAGAAGGAAGGGAAGAAAGAGCAGAAAACAGAGAUGAGAUAAAGAGAUAUAGAGGAGGGGCGGAAGAGAAGAGCGAAAGGAAAAAGGUCAUGGAAAAUAAGACGGAGACAGAGAGAUGGAGACAAUGUCGAGGGGUGAGAUGGAGGGGGAAAGAGAGAGGGAGAAGGGGAACGAGUGAGAAAUGAGGAGAGAUGAGAGAGGAAGAAAAAAUGGAAGGAGGUAGAGAAGGGAAGUGGUGAGAGAGGAAAAGAGAGAAAGAUGUGGAGGAGCAAGGAGAAGGAAAAGAGAGGGGAAAAUAGAGAGAGAAAAAGAGAUGGGGGGGUGACAUGGUAUAGUGUAGUGGGUUGGUUUCUACGCAGCAUUCCUAUGUACAGCAGUUUCUUUUCACUGGUUAUCUUCGUGUAUGAGGCAGGAAAAACAGCGCCCUCUGUUGACAUUUUCCAUUGCUGUGAGAUUUCACCAUGUGGCUCUCAAUGAUGAUCCUCUUGGCGCUCUGUGCCACGGGAAAAACAGAGGAAAACACCACACAGAGUCCAGCCGGAAAAGAAAAACUCAUCAUUGCCAGAGGGAAACUGAUUGCUCCCAGCGUGGUGGGAUGAUCCAUAAAGAAGAUGCCCGAGCUCUACAAGUUCCUCAUGGAGCGCUUGGCACUGUAUCAUAACCUGGAGUAUGAUUCCGGAGACGACAAAAACCCACGUCUUAUCUUUUACAAUGAGAAGGAUGAGGAGGUGAAGAUUGUUCCACUCAAGAAGAUGAAGUCAGAUGAAAUCUGUGAUCUUCUGGACUCUCUUGGCUUCUACAAGAGGUCACAAAAAGGAGAGGAUGUCCCUGAAGAAUUUAUGAAUUUCCCCCUGAAGGCUCCACGAGACGAACUUUGACCCCUGGUGGUCAACAGCUGCAACUGCACCAAGCAAAAAUAAUGACGCCCAGGACCUCAAGGCCUCACAAUUGGGUCAGGUUCUGGGCUGAGAUACAGUAGUGUUAGCUUGGUGCAGCAGCUGUUUGCAACUAAUCACUUAAACAUGAUGAAUUGCAUAAUAAAUGGUUUUGAAAUCUU
Ictalurus furcatus (blue catfish) is the source of this 4027-nucleotide messenger RNA. RefSeq names its product selenoprotein e (gene selenoe). The record is from RefSeq and is a predicted model, not a curated record. The transcript is spliced from 5 exons. Lineage: Eukaryota; Metazoa; Chordata; Actinopteri; Siluriformes; Ictaluridae.